AUGUCCCACCCAAAGCACAAGAAACAAGCAGAAAAAUCCGACAGGUCGGAGUUCUUCGCGGCCCGAGCCUCGACGCCGAAAGCUACAGGCCUGCUGGACCAGGCCCAAGAUGGCGACGGCGGGAACGACACACUGCCGCUAAGGACGCCCACGGGUUCCCACAACCUGCCAGUCACGCAAGACUUUCUGCAGACAUGCUUGGAGGAUAUGUCCAGCAAAAUCCUGGCGUCCAUCCAAAGCACUCUGAGGGAACUCAGCAAAGACGUGCAGGAGCUGGGGGACAGGACCGCACGGGUGGAACAGCGCGUGGAGGAGCAGACAUCUGUUCAUAACGAGCUGGCAGACCAAGUGCACAACCUGCAGCAGUUACUGAACCAGUCCCAAAGGAAAAUCAUGGAUCUGGAAGACCGCUCACGAAGACAAAAUCUGCGAAUUAGAGGCAUACCGGAGGAGGUGUCUCAACAAGAUCUGCACCCCUUCCUCAUAGAGUAUUUCAAAGCACUGACCCCCGAGCUACCAGCGGAGAUGCUGA
This is a messenger RNA of Pelobates cultripes (western spadefoot toad), 532 nucleotides long. The record is from the annotation of a GenBank genome assembly. Lineage: Eukaryota; Metazoa; Chordata; Amphibia; Anura; Pelobatidae.